UGGUUGGACAGGUGAGGACGGUCUUCCGAAUCAAUUAGUCACAGACUCCGGUGACUCCGUGUGUGAAAAAGGUGUGUGGACUGCGACAAUUCGAAUUUUAAAUUCAAAUUCAAUAUUACGUUUAAACGUUAUUAGGCCGUUUGAAAGUUUGCUGUGUUCGUAUGGCUCAUGUCAUGGAGGAUGAGAGAAUCUGGCCCGACAGAGAUGCUGUUACAAAAGCAUUAGAUGGUGACACUGAUCGUCCUGAACUGGAGAAAAACAACCCUGAAACAAAUGUGGAGAACUGUGAAGCGUCUGGAGGACUUUACUGCACAUCUGAAGGGUUUGCGGAAGCUCUUAGAUCUGUUGCAAGCUCACAGUUAUGGAACUCUAUGCUAUUUUCAUCCGUCUUCUCUCUGGAGAGCUCCAUCUUGAAAUCUUCUGACAUGGAUUGUGUGGAAAGGGCAGAUGCUACGGAAGUCAGUUCUCAGCAAGAGGAAACGUACGUUGCCCAGUUUGAAUCGGAGUACAUCAACUGUUCGGUCCCUUUGUAUCAGGAGUAUUGGAUGAACGCUGUGAGGAAGGAUUUACACCGAGCACAGCAUACUGGACUUUCAGAAUUGGCGGCAUCUGUGCGUCUUUCUGGUCUGAAAACUCCCCCUGCAAUAAGCCCGACCCCUGUCUUGAGCCCACCAGGACUACAGGCUAAGCCAUACGCUCUAUGGCAGGAGCUACCGCAAGUAAAGAGUCUGCUAAACUCCCUCAGUGCACAUGAGAUCCAGCUUCAGGAGGCCAUUUUUGAGCUGAUUGUGUCAGAGGCCUCAUAUCAGAAGAGUCUGAUAGUAGCACUGAAUGUGUUUCAGUGCUCUGCAGAACUCAAACAGAUCCUCUCCCGUGUGCAGCAUCAUGUUCUGUUCUCAAACCUAAAGGACGUCUGCAGAGUCAGUGAAAAGUUUCUGCAGGACAUGGAGUCCCAUCUUGGAGAGGAUGUGGUGAUGUCACAGGUUGGCGAUAUUGUUUUGAAUCACCAGCAAGGCUUCCAAAAAGUCUAUGUGCCGUAUAUCACCAACAUGAUGUACCAGGAGGCUCUUAUCACUCAGCUGCUGCAGGGAAAUAAAAAAUUUGCACUGAUCCUGAAGAAACUAGAGAAAGAUCCACAGUGCCAGAGACAAACGCUCAAGUCUUUCCUGAUUCUUCCUUUCCAGAGGAUCACAAGAAUGACACUCUUACUUGAGAACAUCCUCAAGCGAGCUAAAGGUGGUUGUUCUAAUGUCCCUAAUCUAAAGGAAGCCAUUGAAGCUGUUCGUAAGAUAGUGGAAGAGUGUGACAGAAGUGUCCAACAAAUGAAGAGGACAGAGCUGCUUGUUUGCUUGGACAAGUUAGUGGACUUCGGAAAUGUUAAGGCAAUUCCAUUAAUCACCAGAGGGCGUCAUUUGAUUCAGGAGGGAACUUUGAAACAUCUAAUUGUUGGUGGCAGUCACAAAGCCUCUGUAGUUGCUCGCAAAGAUGUGUACAUACACCUUUUCAAUGAUCUUCUACUCCUCUCUGUUAAAAGUGGACACAAGUAUGUUGUGCAGGACCAUGCACUGUUUCCUGAUCAUGUGUGCGUGAAGGAAAUCAAAACAACGAUUUUGGGAUUGGCUCCUGAAUCCUUCCUGCUCCAUCUGACUAAGAACCACAAUAGGACUUCCACUGCUCUAAUACUGGCAGCACACAAGAGAUUAGAAAAAGACACCUGGAUGAAAGUUUUCUCUUCAAAAUAGUUAACUGCAAGUCUGGAAACGCAACAAAGGAGGAUGCUCUUAAAUAGGCACCAUUAAGUGCUCUGAAAUACUAACUGUAAUGGAUAUUUUAGAUUUGAAUAUUUUAAUAUUAAUAUGUAUAUUCUUAAAUAAAAGGCUAUAAGCAA
Molecule: messenger RNA, 1888 nt
Organism: Labeo rohita (rohu)
Lineage: Eukaryota; Metazoa; Chordata; Actinopteri; Cypriniformes; Cyprinidae
Product: rho guanine nucleotide exchange factor 19
Exons: 12
Coding region: 162-1742 (526 amino acids)
Biological process (GO): activation of GTPase activity
Cellular component (GO): nucleus; cytoplasm
Molecular function (GO): guanyl-nucleotide exchange factor activity
Source: RefSeq, a predicted model, not a curated record